GCCGCCGCCCGCCCGGGACCGCGCGAUGGCCCAGCCUGGGCGCAGCCUCCGUCCCCGAGCCGGGCGCUCGCUGCGGCUCCUGCGGCUGCUGCUGGGGCUCGGGGCCGCCUUGCAGGUGACCGGGGCCGCGGAACCGCAGCUCCACGCCUGCAAAGAGUCCGAGUACCACUACGAGUACACCGCAUGUGACAGCACGGGCUCCAGGUGGAGAGUCGCCGUGCCGCACACCCCGGGCCUGUGCACCAGCCUCCCGGACCCCGUCAAGGGCACCGAGUGCUCCUUCUCCUGCAAAGCGGGGGAGUUUCUUGACAUGAAGGACCAGUCGUGUAAGCCGUGUGCUGAGGGCCGCUACUCCCUGGGCACGGGCAUCCGGUUCGACGAGUGGGAUGAGCUGCCCCACGGCUUCGCCAGCCUGUCCACCAACAUGGAGAUCGAUGACAACACGGCCGAGUCUUCUGAGAACUGCACCUCGUCCAAGUGGGUGCCUCUGGGCGACUAUAUCUCCUCCAACACCGACGAGUGCACGGCCACGCUCAUGUACGCCGUGGACCUGAAGCAGUCGGGCACCGUGAACUUCGAGUACUACUACCCAGACUCCAGCAUCAUCUUUGAGUUUUUUGUUCAGAACGACCAGUGCCAGCCCAACGCAGAUGACUCCAGGUGGAUGAAAACCACAGAGAAAGGAUGGGAGUUUCACAGUGUGGAGCUUAACCGAGGCAAUAACGUCCUCUAUUGGAGAACCACGGCCUUCUCAGUGUGGUCCAAAGUGUCCAAGCCCGUGCUGGUGAGGAACAUCGCCAUCACAGGGGUGGCCUACACUUCCGAGUGCUUCCCCUGCAAGCCAGGCACAUACGCAGACAAACAGGGCUCUUCCUCCUGCAAACUCUGCCCGGCCAACACUUACUCCAACAAAGGAGAAACGUCCUGCCACCAGUGUGACCCCGACAAGUACUCAGAAAAGGGAUCGUCAUCCUGCAAAGUGCGCCCUGCCUGCACAGACCAGGAUUACUUCUACACGCAUACAGCCUGUGACGCCAACGGAGAGACGCAGCUCAUGUACAAAUGGGCCCAGCCGAAAAUCUGCGGGGAGGACCUGGAGGGCGCGGUGACGCUGCCCGCCUCGGGCGUGAAGACCGUCUGCCCGCCCUGCAAUCCCGGCUUCUUCAAGACCCACAACAGCACAUGCAGCCCCUGCCCUUACGGCUCCUACUCCAACGGCUCUGACUGCAGCCACUGCCCGGCUGGGACGGAGCCUGCAGUGGGAUUUGAGUACAAGUGGUGGAACACGCUGCCGGCCAACAUGGAAACCACCGUGCUCAGCGGGAUCAACUUCGAGUACAAGGGCAUGACAGGCUGGGAGGUGGCUGGUGAUCACAUUUAUACGGCUGUUGGAGCCUCCGACAAUGACUUCAUGAUUCUCACUCUGGUCGUGCCAGGGUUUAGACCCCCAAAGUCGGUGAUGGCAGAUACAGAGAAUAAGGAGGUGGCCAGGAUCACGUUUGUCUUUGAGACCAUAUGCUCUGUGAACUGCGAGCUCUACUUCAUGGUGGGUAUGAACUCCAGGACCAACACUCCCGUGGAAACGUGGAAAGGGAACAAAGGCAAGCAGUCCUACACCUACAUCAUCGAGGAGAAUGCGACCAUGAGCUUCACCUGGGCCUUCCAGAGGACCACCUUUCAUGAGACAGGCAGAAAGUACACCAGCGACGUCGCCAAGAUCUACUCCAUCAACGUCACCAAUGUAAUGAACGGGGUGGCAUCUUACUGCCGUCCCUGUGCCCUGGAGGCCUCUGACUUGGGCUCCUCCUGCACCUCUUGUCCUGCUGGCUACUACAUCGACCGGGAGUCAGGCACCUGCCACUCGUGCCCCCCGAACACGAUCCUGAAGGCCCACCAACCCUAUGGCUCCCAGGCCUGCAUGCCGUGUGGCCCAGGCACCAAGAGCAACAAGAUCCACUCUCUGUGCUACAACGACUGCACCUUCUCCAUCAAAACUCCCUCCCGGACCUUCGACUACAACUUCCAGGCUCUGGAAAACACCAGCUCUCUGGCUGGUGGGCCCAGCUUCACUUCCAAAGGGCUGAAGUAUUUUCAUCACUUCACCAUCAGUCUCUGUGGGAACCAGGGUAAGAAAAUGGCUGUGUGUACUGACAAUGUCACUGACCUCCGGGUGCCCGAGGGCACGCCAGGUUUCUCCAAGUUCAUCAGCGCCUUCAUCUGCCAGGCUGUCAUCAUCCCCCCGCAGGUGACAGGCUACAAGGCCGCUGUGUCCUCACAGCCAGUCAGCCUCGCCGACCGCCUUCUGGGAGUGACGACAGAUAUGACUUUUGAUGGCAUCCUGUCCCCCGCCGAGCUCUUCCAUCCGGACUCCGUGGGGAUCCCAGACGUGAUCUUCUUCUAUAGAUCCAGCGACGUGACCCAAUCCUGCAGUUCUGGGAGGUCGGCCACCAUCCGGCUUCGAUGCAGCCCACUGAAACCAGCCCCUGGAAUUCUGUCGAUACCCAGUGCCUGCUCCGAUGGGACCUGUGACGGCUGCAGCUUCCACUUCCUGUGGGAAAGCGUGGCCGCCUGCCCGCUCUGCUCCGCGGCCGACUACCACGCCAUCGUCAGCAGCUGUGUGGCCGGUAUCCAGAAGACGACAUAUGUGUGGCGGGAACCAAAGCAAUGUGCUGGAGGCAUCUCACUGCCCGAGCAGAGAGUCACCAUCUGCAAAACCAUCGAUUUCUGGCUGAAAGUUGGCAUCUCUGCGGGCACCUGCACUGCCAUCCUGCUCACUGUCUUGACUUGUUACUUUUGGAAAAAGAACCAAAAACUAGAGUACAAGUACUCCAAGCUGGUGAUGAAUGCUACACUCAAGGACUGCGACCUGCCCGCAGCCGACAGCUGUGCCAUCAUGGAAGGCGAGGACGCGGAAGACGAGCUCAUCUUCACCAGCAAGAGAUCACUUUUCGGGAAGAUCAAGUCAUUCACCUCUAAGAGGACCCCUGACGGAUUUGACUCGGUGCCACUGAAGACAUCUUCGGGAGGCCCGGACAUGGACCUGUGAGAGGCACUGCCCUGCCUCGCUGCCUCCUCCCUGUGGCCGUCACCUUGCAAGCCUGUGGCACUCGGGGCGGUAGCUUCCUGCAACACCCAGUGCUGGGCAGCUCUUCACUGUGGCCUUAUCAGAAGAAGAUUGAAUUUCCGAUCUUUGUGGUUUUAUUUCAAUAUAUAUUUCUUUUUUUUUUUUUUUAUGGAAUACCAAACCUUCUUUCUGCUUGCCUCAGACCUGCCAAAUAUACCCAUACUUUGUAUGUAUAUGACUCC
Sorex fumeus (smoky shrew) is the source of this 3306-nucleotide messenger RNA. It is a transcript of the gene ELAPOR1, whose product is annotated as endosome-lysosome associated apoptosis and autophagy regulator 1. Gene Ontology annotation, biological process: autophagosome assembly; positive regulation of vacuole organization. Lineage: Eukaryota; Metazoa; Chordata; Mammalia; Eulipotyphla; Soricidae. Gene Ontology annotation, cellular component: late endosome; lysosome; extracellular exosome. The record is from RefSeq and is a predicted model, not a curated record. The transcript is spliced from 22 exons. The coding region runs from base 26 to 3046 and encodes 1006 amino acids.